Messenger RNA from Phalaenopsis equestris, 1948 nucleotides. Its product is annotated as pentatricopeptide repeat-containing protein At4g38010. Bases 50 to 1810 code for a protein of 586 amino acids. Gene Ontology annotation, molecular function: RNA binding; protein binding. Gene Ontology annotation, biological process: RNA modification. Lineage: Eukaryota; Viridiplantae; Streptophyta; Magnoliopsida; Asparagales; Orchidaceae. The record is from RefSeq and is a predicted model, not a curated record. The transcript has a single exon.
CAAAAGAUAUAGCCGCCACGCAAUAUAACCGCAUAUAAUUCCCGGGAGUAUGACCAGAACUUCUCCUCCCUUAAAGACCGUCCUCAUCACCCUCCUCCAAAAACAUUUAAAAAUACAAUCUUUCGCCCAAAUCCACUCUCUUCUCCUCACUUCCGGCUUUACCCAAGAUUUAUCUGUCCUCCUCAAGCUCGCAGAUUUCCUCGCUUCCUUUCAAUGUCCCUUCUUAGCCUAUUUGACUCUAAAGCAAACCAAAAGCCUCUCAAAUCCCUUUCUUUUCAACUCCCUAAUCGCAUCCUUUACUCAAAACGGUUCUCCCCAGUCCGCAUUUGCAGUCUACAAGCAUUUGGUAUGUGACGGCAUUUCCCCAGAUAAGUACACCUUCCCUCUUGUUCUCAAAUCGUGCGCAAAGUUCUCAGGCAUUAAUGAAGCUAGACAGAUACAUGCGGUUUCCACCAAGCUAGGCUUUUUAAAUGAUAUCUAUGUUCAGAAUGCUUUGCUGCAUGUUUAUGGUUUCUGUGGUUGGUACCUAGAUGCAAGAAUCUUGUUUGAGGAAAUGCUUGUUAAAGACGUUGUGUCUUGGACUGGCUUGAUUUCUGCCUUUGUUAAGGGUGGGCGUUUUGGUAAUGCUCUGAGUUUAUUUGCCGAAAUGGAUGUGGAACCAAACAUUGCAACUCUUGUUAGUGUGCUUGUUGCAUGCGGAAGGACUGGGGAGCUGUGUUUGGGAAGAUCAAUCCAUGGAUUGUUGCUUAAAAAUGCAGCCAUUUUGGGGCUUAUUGUUGGGAAUGCACUUUUGGAUAUGUAUGUCAAGUGUGAGAGUGUUGAGGAAUCACGAAUGUUGUUUGAAGGUCUCCAUGUAAAAGAUAUUGUUUCUUGGACAAGUGUAAUAAGUGGGCUGGUACAAUGCAAGCAGCCAAAGGAAGCUUUAGAUUUUUUUCAUGCCAUGCAAGCCUCUGGAAUGGAACCCGACAAGGUGGUUUUGUCCAGUGUGCUUUCUGCAUGUGCAAGCUUGGGAGCUUUGGAUUGUGGGAGAUGGAUUCAUCGGUAUAUCGAACGGAAGGAUAUUGAGCAGGAUUUGCACAUAGGAACUGCCAUGGUUGACAUGUAUGCUAAAUGUGGAUGCCUAGAUAUGGCAUCGGAUAUGUUCCAUGGCAUGCCGCAUAAAAAUGUCCUCUCUUGGAAUGCAUUGCUGAGUGGUCUAGCGAUGCAUGGGCAUGGAAAGCUUGCACUGAGUUACUUUGAUUGCAUGGUUAGAACUGGUCUCAAGCCUAAUGAUGUGACUUUCAUAGCAAUACUUAGUGCCUGUUCUCAUUCAGGAUUAGUGGAGGAUGGCCGACGCCAUUUCGCCUCAAUGAUAGAGUUCUAUGAUGUUACACCAAACAUAGAGCACUAUGGAUGCAUGGUUGAUAUGCUUGGAAGGGCUGGGAUGGUUGAAGAAGCUUACGAACUUGUUAAAACUAUGCCAAUGAAAGCUGAUGUACGUAUAUGGGGAGCCAUGCUAAGUGCUUGCAAAGCUAGUGGUAAUGUUCAACUAUCACAACAUAUUCUUGAUCAUCUUGAGCUAGAGGCUUCCGAUAGUGGUGUUUUUGUAUUGCUAUCCAACAUAUAUGCUACAAAUGAGAAGUGGGAGAACAUCAAUACAUUAAGGAGGCUUAUGAGGAAGAGUGGUAUUAAAAAGGAACCUGGUUCAAGCAUUAUUGAAUUGAAUGGUAAAGCUCAUGAAUUCCUGGUUGGAGAAAUGGAAUACACUCAACAGGAGGAGAUUUUGAUGAUUUUGUACAUACUGGAGAAACAAAUGCAAAUUGAUGGAUAAUAAAGCACGUUAUAUUUUUGACAUUUUCCCCAUCUGUUGGGUCAUCAUUCAUUUAUGUAGGAGUCUCAAAAAUUAUAUAGAAGAUUAGUUCUACUUGUAAACGUAGCUUUCGAAAUGUCUAAGACUUUCCAUUUUGUA